This is a messenger RNA of Epithele typhae, 501 nucleotides long. RefSeq names its product cyclophilin-like domain-containing protein. The transcript has 5 exons. NCBI's taxonomy places the organism in Eukaryota, Fungi, Basidiomycota, Agaricomycetes, Polyporales, Epitheliaceae. The record is from RefSeq and is a predicted model, not a curated record. Bases 1 to 501 code for a protein of 166 amino acids. Gene Ontology annotation, biological process: protein peptidyl-prolyl isomerization. Gene Ontology annotation, molecular function: peptidyl-prolyl cis-trans isomerase activity.
AUGGCCUCUUUCCUUCGCCAUUUCAUGAGCAACCGUUCUUUCUGUAUGCGUGCCCUGUCAAAUCACAAAUUUGACAUCACGGUCGACUCGAAUUCUGCUCUUCGCAUUGUCUUCAAACCUUACGAUGAAAUCGUGCCCAAGACCGCGCAGAACUCUCGCGAGCUCGCGCACGGCUUCGGCGACCAGGGCAGCACCUUCCACCGCAUCAUCCCAAACUUUAUGCUCCCGGAUGGUGACUUCACAAGACACAGCGGCACGGGAGGCAAGUCGAUUUAUGGCGACAAGUUCCCUGACGAGAACUUCAAGCUCAGGCACAGCAAGCCUAGUCUCCUGUCCAUGACAUGGCUCGCAGUAACGACAUGGCUUGACGGCCGGCACGCCGUGUUCGGCGAGGUCGUCGACGGUGGGGACGUCGUUGGACGGGUUGAACCCGCGGGCACCGAGUCUGGUCGGCCGAAAAAUCGCGUCCUUGUCGCCUCCUCCGGCACCGCUGACGAGUAG